AUGGAAACGCAAAAAGCUACUUGCAAUCGGUGCUUUCGACAUGCAGUACAGUUUUUAACAAAAAUCAGGCCUCAGAAUACCGACAGAUUGUCGAAAAAACAUCGACAUUACACAACCUCUGCACAGUUUUCAGACAAAAACAAUGUCGAUGAUGAUGAAAUUACCAAAUUAAGCAAAAGUGCCAGUGAUUGGUGGGACGUUUUUGGUGAAUUUCAUGCAUUACAUUCAAUGAAUAAAAUCCGUGUCCCUUAUAUAAAAAGCGUAGUGUUACAGCAACUUAAAAGUAACUCUAUAUCCCAAGUAUUGCCACUGAAACAUGUCAACAUCUUGGACAUUGGCUGUGGAGGUGGAAUUUUAUCUGAGGCUUUAGCAAGACUUGGUGCAAAUGUGACUGGGAUAGAUGCAUCAGCAAAGAAUAUACAUGUUGCAAUGCGGCAUUUAUCUCUCGAUCCAGUACUAUCUAGAAGACUAAGUUAUAAGUGUAUUACAGCGCAGGAACUUGCCGAAGAUGGUCACUUGUUUGAUUGUGUUGUGUCAUCUGAAGUCAUUGAACAUAUUACAGAAAAAGACUCUUUUGUGGAAGCUAUAUCUAGUCUUCUUAAACCUGGUGGUUCUGUUGUUAUGACAACUAUAGGACAAACAACCAAGUCUUAUCUUGCUGCUAUUGUCGCGGCAGAGUAUCUCACACGCAUGGUUUCACCAGGAACACAUGAUUGGAAUAAGUUUAUCAACUCUGAUGACUUGAAGGAGCUGUUAUCAGAAUAUAAUCUUGAAACUGUCGACAUACAAGGACUGUGCUUCAAUCCAUUCAUGUCUGACUGGAGUUUAAUUGAUGAUACUAGUGUUAAUUAUGCUAUCCAUGCUGUUAAGUCAAUCAAUGAACAAGAAGACAAGGAGUAAAAACCAUUAUUGUCAAUGUUCAGAACAUUGUAAUAGAGCAGAGUCACUUGAACCAUGAAAUAGAAACUAAAUACUUAGUACCUAAUAGGCACUAUUUAGACACUAUCACUGAACCAGAACAGUACAAAGAGAUUACUU
Messenger RNA from Exaiptasia diaphana, 1038 nucleotides. Its product is annotated as ubiquinone biosynthesis O-methyltransferase. The transcript has 7 exons. The coding region runs from base 1 to 900 and encodes 299 amino acids. NCBI's taxonomy places the organism in Eukaryota, Metazoa, Cnidaria, Anthozoa, Actiniaria, Aiptasiidae. Gene Ontology annotation, molecular function: 2-methoxy-6-polyprenyl-1,4-benzoquinol methyltransferase activity. Gene Ontology annotation, biological process: ubiquinone biosynthetic process. The record is from RefSeq and is a predicted model, not a curated record.